Messenger RNA from Dendrobium catenatum, 1531 nucleotides. Its product is annotated as probable serine acetyltransferase 2. Gene Ontology annotation, cellular component: cytoplasm; cytosol. Lineage: Eukaryota; Viridiplantae; Streptophyta; Magnoliopsida; Asparagales; Orchidaceae. Gene Ontology annotation, molecular function: L-serine O-acetyltransferase activity. The record is from RefSeq and is a predicted model, not a curated record. The transcript has 10 exons. Bases 259 to 1308 code for a protein of 349 amino acids.
CAAAAGCAGUCAGUUCAAAGGUCCCACACUGCAAGGUAAGAUCCGUAAUUUAAAAUAACGCUAAGGGUGAUACGGUCAAACACUUUCUCGGCGCCGCGUACAUCACUUGUGCAGCUCGCUUGCGCGAUUAAACGUGCGGUGGUGCUGUCGCCGGAGCGCUGCUGCGCAUCUCUACUGCUUCCUCCUACGCCUUCUCUCUUUCAGAAUCCUGUAAGCUUACGGUGAAAACGGUGAGAAGCUUGCUCUGGCUGGGGUGUGAUGUCCAGCAGGAACAUCAUACUCCUGGAGUUGAAUGGCGAAGGCGAGGCGAAAGGAGAAACUAGGGUUUCUUCCACGUGUUUUCGAGAUUGGAAGAAUUUGAGCUCCCGCUCUGAGAGAAUUUUUCCAUUCUAUGCGAUGGGGAAAUCGAAGCCGGACGCUCCUUCUUUGAUGUCUCUCUCUGCUUCUGAUUCUGCGUCUGAUCCCAUAUGGGAUACCAUCAGAGCUGAGGCUAAGUCGGAGACUGAAAAGGAGCCAAUAUUAAGUAGCUUCUUGUAUGCUAGUAUCUUAUCUCAUAACUGUCUGGAGGAGGCUCUAGGAUUUGUACUAGCUAAUAGACUUCAGGAUCCAACGUUAUUGGCAGCACAAUUAAUGGAUAUUUUUGAAAAUAUUAUAAUGAAUGAUAGAGGAAUUCAACAAUCCAUUCGCCUAGAUCUUCAGGCAUUCAGAGAUAGGGAUCCUGCUUGUGCAUCAUAUAGCUGGGCAUUAUUGUACCUUAAGGGUUAUCAUUCUUUGCAGUCAUAUCGAGUAGCCCAUGCUUUAUGGAACCAAGGACGCAAAGUAUUAGCAUUGGCAUUGCAAAGUCGCAUUAGUGAGGUUUUUUCAGUGGAUAUACACCCAGCGGCAAAAAUUGGAGAGGGAAUUCUAUUGGAUCACGCGACUGGUCUAGUUAUUGGUGAAACUGCUGUUGUUGGUAACAAGGUUUCAUUGAUGCAGGGUGUCACAUUAGGUGGAACAGGCAAGGAAGUUGGAGAUCGCCAUCCCAAAAUUGGUCAAGGGGCCCUUAUUGGAGCUGGCGCAACAAUUCUUGGAAACAUUAUUGUUGGUGAAGGAGCUAUGAUUGCUGCUGGUUCCCUCGUACUGAAAAAUGUCCCUUCUCACAGCAUGGCUGUAGGUAAUCCAGCAAAGAUAAUAGGGUAUUUAGAUGAAGAAGAUCCAUCUUUAACAAUGAAACAUGAUGCUACAAAGGGUUAUUUUGAGAAGCUAGCUAUCAGUUCAACUGACAUAAAAUCCAAUGGUGUAUGCCAUAAUACUUCUCCGUAUAUUUAGUUCUGGAACUGAAAUCAUCAGUGCUUUAUUGGUGCAAUAAAAUGCCUCUGACAAAUGCUGAACCCUGGCUGCAGAUUUAUUCUGGUUAGUGCUAUCCAUGUUUAAUACACAACUCAUUUUGGUCUGUUGGUUGGGAGCUUAGACUAUCAAUUAAGAGGUCUUGAGUUCGAGUCUUGUGUUCGCAUUGUGUGUAUGAGUCUGCCUUAAUUGGCCUAAAUACCCC